UGUCUGGAAUUUUGUUUUAAAAGGAUACUGCACCUGACCAUCAUUCAUGAAGAAGAUUGCUUGCUGGAGCGCCUUCUCUACUAUAUCAAGGGUACGGAUUUUCUCAACCUGCAAAACAACAUGAAGCAGACCGCACUGCAUUUGGCAGUGAUCCUCGAGCGACCAGAUUUUAUAAAGAAGCUGACAGCGGCUGGAGCGAGCCUCUUGCUUCAAGAGAAGGAUGGGAACACUGCCUUACACCUCGCUUGCAAGGAAAUGGCACUUGCCUGUGUCCAGGCACUCCUGUUUCACCAUUCCAGUGACCUACAUUAUUCCAACUUGGUGGACCCUUCACAAUUCAAACAGCAGCUACAUUUCUAUAACUACCAAGGUUUAACACCCCUCCACUUGGCAGUAAUACUUAAUGAUGUUAAGAUUGUGGAGUAUCUUCUGCAGUUUGAACUGGACAUAAAUGCAAAGGAGAAGUGUGCAGGUCGGACUGCAUUACAUUUGGGAGUAGAAAAGCAGAAUCUUCACAUCGUCAGACUCUUACUAAAGAGGGGAGCAGAUGUUCAUGCCCAGAUGUACAAUGGCUACACACCAAUUUGUCUGGCGGUGUUCUUGCCCGAUUCUGGAAUAACCCAAAUGCUCAGAGACUAUGGCUCUUCAGAACCAAUUACAGAUGAUGAGUCAGAUGAAGAUGAAGGAAUAGAUGAAGAUGGUGUGGUACGUAAAACUGUUUAACUGAACUCCAAAUAC
Messenger RNA from Hypanus sabinus (Atlantic stingray), 738 nucleotides. RefSeq names its product NF-kappa-B inhibitor beta-like. The transcript has 4 exons. Gene Ontology annotation, molecular function: protein binding. Gene Ontology annotation, biological process: signal transduction; cellular response to lipopolysaccharide. NCBI's taxonomy places the organism in Eukaryota, Metazoa, Chordata, Chondrichthyes, Myliobatiformes, Dasyatidae. The record is from RefSeq and is a predicted model, not a curated record. The annotation marks the transcript as partial. Gene Ontology annotation, cellular component: cytosol.